UUCAACUUCAAGUAUAGAGAUAAACACAACCAUACAGUAAAUAAAUAUAUAGUGUUCGGUCAAUCUAUCCACACCGCCCGGAUGUGUGUAGUAGAAUGCACUAAAGACAGCAAGGGUAGAAAGAGCAUUCAAGAUCUUGUCCUCCUUUCGAUGCAACACACUGUUUGAGGCAAAAUACCAGCUCUCGUGCAAGACUGAUUCAGCACUUGGCUUGCCAGACAGCACCGGCAACGAUGGAAGGAUUAUAUCGACAAGAACAUAAACAUACACAAAAAUCCGCACUCCCAUCGUUGACCACAAGUAAGGCGGAGUACAACGGCGUAUCACAAACAUUAUUUCCAGCGAUUUAUCUUCGCAUAAAGCGGUCUGGUUAAAUACUUCCUUUAAAAGCCGUGCAUACCGUCUGAAGACCAAGACAAAGGGAUUUCCAGUCACUUUGAAACAAUCGCACGAUGUGUGCCGAGGACAGAAGGUUGCCGAGAUGCGUCGCAAACCCUGCCAUAGCCUGCUAACAAACACGCGACGCAGAGGAAUAGCCGGGAUAAUCACACCAGUGAAAGGAACGCACCUGUGUAGGCUGGUUCGUGACUGAGUUGCGCGGAAUUUUGCUCAAGUGUUAAAUACUAAAUCAACUUCUACAUUAAGUGGACGACGAUUCUUAUAAAUAUGUGCAAUACGACAAAAAAAAGAUUAAAUACGUGAAAUUGUUAGCUAUUUAUACAGUCAUCCAUAUGAACGGGGUGAUGCUGGUGGAAAACCGCAAUUGAUGCGCCAAACCAGUGCAUUGCCGAGGUAUUCUUUUGUUAUUUUCUGGAGCAACUGAGGUUGACAAUGCGAAUUGAUCAGUUGUCUACAUCGUAUCAUUUACAUCAGUCAGGUUUCAUUAUUUGGUAUGGAAAAAUAUGGAUUUGUUGAUAGGGCUGUAUUAAGUGCGCGUUCAGGAGAUGUUAAAUGAUUAUAUGACACAGCGAGAAAUGUGCAGCGACGUGACUGCUCGUAUGUCAACGUUGUAAACUUCAGUAUGAAGAUCGCAGCGAUGUUUUAGUGUACUAAAUGUGUUGUACCCUAUGGUGUUCUGCUCUUUUUGACUGAAUAGUUGUUUGUAUAAGUGAUUACAUAUUCGGCAAAUAUAGCCAACAUAAAACAGUCGUGACACUUUUCUGCAUUCUGUUUUCCUCAUCGCCUAUAUAUUUUUUUGGAACGCUUACCGUUUGCAACAGUAAUUGUGUACGCCUCUGACAUCGGUUUUAAAGAGUCUCUUACGUAUCUGCCUGGAUUCCUGCGUUUUUUCCCGUUUAAAAAAAAAAUAUAUAUAAUAACAUUUUAGCGACAAAAUCGGUCUUACUUUUUACUAUAAAAAUUGUGUGUAUGUUUUGGUAAUAUACGUAAUGUAAAUACAACUGGAUACAACGUCUUACAGAUUUUCUUCAGUAAUUUCGUAGCUAUAUUUUUGAUAGGUAAUUCGCUAUUUAUUUUGGGGAUGUGCAAGAGAAUAAGCAUGCUGCCAAUAAUCAAAAUGUGGCAGUGCCUGACCACGGAAACUUGAGAGGAACUGAUCUUACUCAAGGCACCGCUAGGCCUUGCGUUUUACACUCUGAUAUCGGGUUUCCCUAUGAUAGAACCCCCCGAUGGUGGUGUCUCGGCGGUGGGAGAGGCUCGGAUCCCGCAGGCCUUUCCUCUCCCUCCCGUUGUGGCUGCAGUCUAGAAUGUUGCGGCAGGUUUUGCGUGAAGGGCUGAGGACGUCUUUCUACAAACUCGGCCACUUUGUAGCCAACCACCCGGUGUUCUUCUUAUCUGCUCCGGUGCUCGUCUCCAUCCUGCUGGGAGCCAGUUUCAGCCGCUAUCGCGUCGAAGAAAACAUGGAGCACCUAUUGGCCCCCAAACACAGUCUGGCCAAAAUAGAGGGCAAACUGGUGGACAGCUUGUUCCCUGUCAACAGAUCCAAACACACUCUUUAUUCAGAUCUCCAGACUCCAGGGAGAUACGGCAGGGUGAUUGUCACCACAGGCCGGGGGAACGUAUUGGACCAGCAUCACGUCGAUCAAAUUCUGGAGCUCCACAGUGCGGUCACUAUGAUGCAGGUGCACGUGCUGGGCUUCAACUACACGUUCGCCCACCUCUGCCUGCUGGACGACAACAGCAGCUGCAUCGUGGACGACAUCCUGCACGUGCUGGAGGAGCUACGGGCGGCGUGGGCCUCCAACCGCACUGCCCCGCCCCUGCGCUAUCCCAUCACCACGCUGCAGGACGGCCGCGAGGCGUACAUCGGGCACCAGCUGGGCGGGGUGCAACAGGGGGGGCGCAAGAGCGUCCGCUCUGCCCGGGCGCUGCAGCUCACCUACCACCUGCAGGCGGCAAGCCCCCUGAACGACAUGGUGGCCACGCGCUGGGAGGCGCAGUUCUGCCGCGCCCUGGAGCGCUAUCAGGCUAGCCACCCCGAGAUCACCCUGUACCCCUUCACCUCCUCCUCCCCACAGCGGGACUUUCAGAAGACCACCAAGGUGUCGGAGUGCCCUCUGCUGGUCAGCCUGUGCCUGUGCGUCUCGCUGGCCGUACUGUGUUGCUCCAUGAGGGACUGCGUACGGACCAAGCCCUGGCUGGGGCUCCUGGCUCUGGUCAGCGUCGGCCUGGCUACCCUCACCUCUGCUGGCAUUAUCAACCUCGCCGGUGGCAAAUACAACUCUACCUUCCUGGGAAUCCCCUUCAUCAUGCUGGGUCAUGGGCUGCUCGGGACUUUUGAGAUGCUGUCAUCAUGGCGACGGACACGGGAGGACCAGCACGUGAAGGAGCGCGUGGCGGCAGUGUUCUCGGACUGCAUGCUCCCAUUCACCGCCAGCACUGCCUUGUACCUGGUCACCUUCGGCAUAGGCGCCAGCCCCUUCACCAACAUCGAGGCUGUGCGCCUCUUCUGCCAGAACACUUGCAUCUCUGUGCUCUUCAACUACCUCUACAUCAUCACCUUCUAUGGCUCCAACCUGGUCUUCACCGGCUACAUGGAGAACAACUACCAGCACAGCCUCUUCUGCAAGAAAGUGCCCAAACCCGAGCUGCUGCUCCAGAAGCCGGCCUGGUAUCGAUUCCUCAUGUACACGCAGUUCAACGAAGAGGCAUCUGAGCUGGGGGACCUGCGCACGUACGAGAGUCACCUGCUGGUGGCCUUCAUGAAGCGCUACUACUGCGGGUGGAUCACCAACACCUACGUCAAGCCCUUUGUAGUCCUCUUCUACCUGGUCUAUAUCUCCUUCGCGCUGAUGGGCUACCUGCAGGUGAGCGAAGGCUCAGACCUCAGCGGAGUGGUCGCCACGGAGACCAGCACCAUCACCUACACCAAGGCCCAGCAGAAGUACUUCAGCAGCUACAGCCCCGUCAUCGGCUUCUACAUCUACGAGUCCAUCGAGUACUGGAACGCCAGCGUGCAGGAAGACCUGCUGGAGUACACCAAGGGCUUUGAGAGAAUCUCAUGGUUCGAGAGCUACCUGGGCUACCUGCGCAGCCUCAAUGUGAGCACCAGCCUGCCCAAGCGCGACUUCACCGAGCGCCUCCGCUCCGGGUUCCUCAAGCAGCCGCAGUUCCUGCACUUCUCAGACGACAUCAUCUUCGGCCGCCUGGCGGACAGCGAGGUGGACGUGGUGGCCUCCCGCAUGUUCCUGGUGGCCAAGACCACAGAGAACAAGCGCGAGGAGAUGCACGUCCUGCUGGACACCCUGCGCAAGCUCUCGCUUACCUCCCGCAUCAAGUUCAUCAUCUUCAACCCCUCCUUCGUCUACAUGGACCGUUACGCCUCCUCGGUGGGCGCCCCGCUCAAGAACUCCUGCAUCGCCGCCCUAUUCCUCCUCUUCUUCUCCGCCUUCCUGGUGGCCGACUCGCUGGUCAACGUGUGGCUGACGGUGACCGCGGCCUCGGUGGAGUUUGGCGUCAUCGGGUUCAUGACCCUGUGGAGGGUGGAGCUGGACUGCGUCUCGGUGCUGUGCCUGAUCCACAGCGUCAACUACGCCGUGGACUCGUGCGGCCCGCUGCUCUCCACCUUCGCUCUGGGGCGUGAGUGCACCCGCACGCGCUGGGUGAAGCUGGCGCUGGAGCGCCACGGCGUGCCCGUGCUGCAGAGCUGCCUGUGCCACGGCGCCGCCCUGCUGCCCCUGGCCGCCGUGCCCUCCAACCUCACUGGCACCCUGUUCCGGUGCCUCUUUCUCACCGCCUUCAUCACCCUCUUCCACUGCCUGGCCAUUCUGCCUGUACUCCUGACCUUCCUGCCGCCCUCCAAGAAGAAGCGGAAAGAGAAGAAAGGGGUGGAGAGCAGGGACGAGAUCGAGUGCGUGGAGAUGGUGGACAGCACACGAGUGGUUGACCAGAUCACCACAGUCUGAGAGGUGCUUGCGGACUUCACGGACCAGGUCACCAAAGUCUAACAGAGGCUUGCAGGGUUGGAGACCAGUCACAAGUAGAAUGCAUAUUCUAGAAAAGGAAAUGUGCAUGGGGAAGUUAUGAUGAGAGAAUGGGCUAGCCGCGUAAGCCAGGAAAGUCCUGUUGCUGCAGGUGCAAGAGCAGUGAUGUUAGAUUGACAGUUGUCACCAGUUAUGAAUAGUCUGGAUGAGUGAAAGGUUAUACUUCAAUUGUCAUGAGAAACAAUUGUGAGAGAGAAUGCAACAUCUCCUUUACUCCCUUCAGUCUGAUGAAAGGAUGGUUGAGAGAAUUUUGCUUCUGGGUCAAAUAGACAGGCUAUUACAAAGGGAUAUGCGGGUGAUGGCAUCAAACGGUUCUUCUCUGCAGGAAUCAGAGAUGACAAAGGUUAUCUUGAGUGGAAUAAGGAUGUUUUCAGAUUUAUUUCACUGCCAGUUUUAUCACCUCCCUCUGAUGUAAGAAUAGAUUUUGUUUCUGGUAACUUCCCCAAAUCUCCAAUCUUUCCUUUAUUUAUGUUUCAGAUGUGUGUCUCGUGCAUGACUCAUGUAACAUUUCAAAACAGAGCAAGAAAAUGACAAUAGCCAUUUUGCCAGCCUCCCACUCCCUUUGAUUCUCACAUACACGGCUUCUGUCAGUUCUCAUCUCUCUAUUCAAUAUGUUUCUAUCCACUCACCCUUUCUGUCUUUCUCACUGCCGUCACACACAUACAGGGCCACCGGGUAAAAUUCCCAAACCUACACGUUCAUUACACAUUGGGCCCCCCCCUCCUCUAGGGCUCAGGACAACGUACCUGGUUAUACCCCCCCUAAACAGUGGCCCUACACACACACACACACACACACACUCACACACGCUAUGGGUAUUGUGACUAUUUCCUUCCUACUCCCUGUAGGGGAGGGGGGGUUGGGCGGGAAUCUAAAAGAUGUGACUGAGAACGUAUUAAAUUACAUAUUUUAUUAAAUGAAUGUAAUGUGAUUCUUAUGCAGCAUUGUGAUUAUCUUCUUUUUUUUUUCUUUGGUAAGAGUCAUAUUUUUAUGCAUUGGUAUAUUGAAUGACUGUUCACCUAAUUCUUAGGAAUAUUUAUUGAUCAACAUGGAAUCUAUGAAAGGUAACUGAAUCAGUAAAUUAUUUUUCACUAUCAUGCAGUUUGACAAGUACUGUCUCUAUAUUGAAAAGUAAACGGUCAGUAUUCAGAAGAAUUUCCUAUCAUAUAUUUCUUAUGCUUUGAUAUCAGCAUGUGAUAUUUCCCUUCUCCAAUGUACAGUAUGACCGAUGAGCAGGCAUGUGAUCUAUUACUUCUUGCAACUCAUUUAUUUCAUAUCUCCACAUGAUUCUUAUAAUUGUGCCAAAGCUGUCCUGCACUUAAACAUUUUAAUCGGAAAUGCAAACACUGAAACCUUAUACAUAGAUUAAUCCUGCCUCUAGGACUAGAAUUCAUUGCUGAACACCCUUGUGUCUGUUAACAUAAAAGGCAGUACACAAUUGGUGUAAACGGACAUUCCACAAAAGCCAAAAGCCCUCUUUUACGAGACUGCUAGUUUUGGCUUUCUUAGAUACUGACACGCUUGAAUGACUUGUCAGUAUGGCGGCAUAUUAUAGUGAAAGCAGGCAAUGAACAGUGUUACUCUUGAAAUGGAACUGUGCAUUAAAACAUACAAGGUAUGCAAUGCCCCCUA
This is a messenger RNA of Anguilla rostrata (American eel), 6074 nucleotides long. RefSeq names its product patched domain-containing protein 1-like. Bases 1629 to 4364 code for a protein of 911 amino acids. The record is from RefSeq and is a predicted model, not a curated record. NCBI's taxonomy places the organism in Eukaryota, Metazoa, Chordata, Actinopteri, Anguilliformes, Anguillidae. The transcript has 3 exons. Gene Ontology annotation, cellular component: plasma membrane; synapse. Gene Ontology annotation, biological process: chemical synaptic transmission; cognition.